Molecule: messenger RNA, 1023 nt
Organism: Venustampulla echinocandica
Lineage: Eukaryota; Fungi; Ascomycota; Leotiomycetes; Helotiales; Pleuroascaceae
Exons: 2
Coding region: 1-1023 (340 amino acids)
Biological process (GO): secondary metabolic process
Source: RefSeq, a predicted model, not a curated record
AUGGUUACUCUCGCCGAUGUUAAGUCUUCGAAUGCACUCAUCCCCUCAACCCUCCCGCCAGGACUCGUCGCAGUUUUCGUAGGAGCUACCAACGGAAUUGGGGAAGUAACUCUCAAGAAAUUUGCGAAACAAUCCCGCCAACCACGCGUUUACCUUGUUGGCCGGUCUCAAGAUGCGGCGGAUCGUAUUAUCGCCGAGUGCAGAAUGCUCAAUUCGGCGGGCGAGUACAUAUAUAUAAAGGCGGACGUAAGCUUAAUACGAGUUGUGGACGAGGUAUGCGACAGCAUCAAGGCGAAGGAGAAGACCAUCAACCUGCUAUUUCUCAGCGCAGGACUUCCGGUCCUAGAUCGUAGUGAAACCUCCGAGCACCUCCACUUGUUAGCCGCCUUAACAUUCUAUUCUCGCUUUCGCUUCAUAACUAAUUUCCUCCCUCUUCUUCAACGCGCGUCUGGACUCCGCCGUGUGGUUACAGUCGCCGGAGGCGGUAUCGAAGGCAAGCUGGAUUCUACCGAUUUCCCAGCCCUCCGUAUCCGGUUCAUCGCAAUCCGUGGCCAUAUUGCCACUCUCAUAACUCUCGGACUUGAAAGUAUUGCGAGGAAUGCACCAGAAGUCAGCUUCGUGCAUGACUAUCCUGGCACGGUGUCCACCGCGCUCACUAAGAAUAUGCCGGGCAUAUUGGGAUAUAUUGCUAGGGCAUCUAUAUAUUUCUUCGGCCGCUGGAUAUGUGUGCCGCUUGAGGAGAGUGGUGAAAGGCACCUUUAUUUGGCAACGAGUGCUAGGUUUCCGCCUGCGAGCGGCGAUGGGGAUAACUCUGGCGUGCCGCUGGGAGAUGGGUUUGAUGUAGCGCAGGGGACUACUGGUGCUGGAAGCGGUGUUUAUUCGGUCGGGUGGGAUUGUGAGAGUGCAUCUGCUGCAGUACAGAAGCUGUUGGCUGGGUACCGGGAGAAAGGACUGCCAGAAGACAUUUGGCGGCAUACGGAGAGUGAGUUCAAAAGGAUCACGGUUCCGGAGGCGCGGCUUUAA